Nanorana parkeri is the source of this 882-nucleotide messenger RNA. RefSeq names its product CD97 antigen-like. Lineage: Eukaryota; Metazoa; Chordata; Amphibia; Anura; Dicroglossidae. Gene Ontology annotation, cellular component: membrane. The transcript is spliced from 8 exons. Gene Ontology annotation, molecular function: G protein-coupled receptor activity. The coding region runs from base 1 to 882 and encodes 293 amino acids. The record is from RefSeq and is a predicted model, not a curated record. Gene Ontology annotation, biological process: cell surface receptor signaling pathway; adenylate cyclase-activating G protein-coupled receptor signaling pathway.
AUGGAUGCUGGGAGCUGGACUCUGGACCUCAUCACGCGUAUUGGGCUUUCAAUCUCGAUCGUCUGCCUGGCAUUGGCCAUCAUGACCUUUUGCUGUUGCCGAAUUCUGCACGGAACGCGGAACACCAUCCACAUCCACCUGUGUGUUUCCCUUCUGCUUGGCCACUGCAUCUUUCUAAUUGGCAUCGAAGCUUAUACCAACCCGGUGGUGUGUGGAAUAGUGGCCGGGCUCCUGCACUUCUUCUACCUCUCUGCUUUCUGCUGGAUGUCCCUGGAAGGGUUGGAACUCUACCUGAUGCUUGUCGAGGUCUUCAAAACCCAAGUGAAGACAAGAUACCUGCUGGCGAUGGGCUAUGGAGUGCCGAUCGUGAUCAUCACCAUUAGCGCAGCAGUGGUCCCCGAGGGAUACGGGACUGAGACACAUUGCUGGUUGUCUAUUAAACGCAAUUUUAUCUGGAGCUUCAUGGGCCCUGUGUGUGCCAUUAUCCUGGUGAAUUGUGGAAUUUUUGUAUUGACUGUAUAUAAACUGGCUGAGAAAAUGACAACGAUCAACCCCGAGCAAGGCAAAUUAAAAAGAUUAAGGACUUUGACGAUAACCUCAGUAGCCCAGCUGUGCAUUCUGGGCUGUUGUUGGGCAUUUGGAUUCCUCAUGUUCGGCCAGGCAUCCUUAUUUUUUGCAUACGCGUUCACCAUCUGCAACAUUCUGCAAGGAGUCCAGAUCUUCUUCCUGCACUGCCUCAUGAACAAAAAGAUUCGGGAAAUAUACGGCAACCUGAUUUGUGCGAUCGUCCAUUUCAGAUCUCCAGUCUACUCCGAAUUCACCAACAGCAGCAAUGUCAAUACACAGAGCAGGGCCAAGCUACACAAGGAGUCCGGCCUAUGA